This is a messenger RNA of Vitrella brassicaformis, 1656 nucleotides long. NCBI's taxonomy places the organism in Eukaryota, Vitrellaceae. The record is from the annotation of a GenBank genome assembly.
ACGCGCAAGAGGCGCACACGGCGUAUCUUUGACGGUACGCUUUGCGUCAACGAAGUGACUGACGGCAUACGCACACUCUCUGCCAGUGACCGUCAGCUCAAGAGAUAAGCGCAUCCCCGCCGAGCGAGUGAUGCCGGCGGUGGAUGCACCACUUAGCAUGUCCGAGAGGGACCUUCGUGCGGCGGUGAGGGACUACACACGGCUCAAACACGCAAACGCCGCACUGGAGCAAGAGAUAAGGGAGAUGAGGGCCAAGUACGCCGACCUCGAACAGAAAUACAAUGAAGUGGCCAGAGAGAGAGAUGAGCUGCGGGCAAGGGUGGCGGAGGAGGUGCUCAGGGAGAGGGGCGGAAUGGGUGGGUGGAUCCACGAGAGGGGGGGCGUGGUGGACCAUCAAUAUCUCAUCAAAAGUGGGGCUAAGAGGGUAGGGGUGAAGCUGCAUGAGGAGGAGGGCAUACUUCAUAUCAGUCAAGCCCAAGUAGGUGGAUUGCCUUUUCACUCACUCUUGCCAUUGAGCACUUCUGUGUUUGUGUGUUUGUGUGUUUGUGUGUUUGUGUGUUUGUGCAGCUUGAUGCCCACGGGUUUAGCAUGAUAUCAUAGCAGAAACACUUGUAUAGCUGCUUCGGCCAAUACUUUGUGUCGCUAUUCGACACGACACUCAACAAGCCGGGCACGCACGUGGUGGGUCUCACACAGCACAUUGCUCAUUUGUGUGACGUCGCAUGCAUUCUCACAUGUGUGUGUGUCGUGUGCACGUGUGUCAAUGUGUGUGUGUGUCAGGAGGUGUGGGCGGAUAGGACGGCAACACCCGACAGACACAAGCUGCUUAGCGAGGGCAUCUACGAGCACAUCACCAACCGCCGCCCCAACAAGUGGCGCCACCUCUACACCGCCAAAGAGGUACAACACAACACAACACAACACGGCACACUGCUGACUGUCACUCACUGCUUGUUUCACUUCAUGUGUCGUAUCGGUGUGUCUUUCAUUGUCAAUGCACUAUCUCAAGGCCACCGGCAAGGGACACAAGAUGACCAUCCGGUUCGCGGCGGGUGACAGCUGCCUCCAAGGGCCGAAAAGGAUUUGGGGGCAGGAGGGACGGCGAUCCAUCGCUGCCUUCAUUUUAUAUCUGUCUGAACCUUUUCCUUCGAUCCCACGAUCAUGUCAGUAAGGACAUCAGACCCUGCUCAAAGGUACGCUUAUACGCACGCACGAACGAACAAGGCAUUAGUCGCUGUGGUUUCAGAUUGCACGAUCGCGGCAUACCCCGAGAGCCUGCAGCUGCUGACUGUAAAGCCGGGCAAUACUGUGGCGCCACACAUCGCAUUCCUCCCUUUGUUGCGCGCAGAGUGUCGGCUUUGUUAAGAGAGACGGCACCUGGACCAUCAGCAAGGCGGACUGCAAGACAGCCCUCGUCAACACGUAAGGAAAGGCGCCAGCCAACCACCACUCGAGCUCAGCUCACAGCUCUCUCUCUUCUCUGUGUUGUAGAGUAUUGGAUCAGCUGCGCAGUGCCAUCCCUCUGGCGAGCGAGCCAAAGACCCCUGAGCGCCGCCCUCCCGCCAUGGCCAGCGACCUGCAGCAGCAGCGGGACGAGCACCUGGCCAAGUCGCAGCACAAGUACUAGAACCAGGGACACAGCGGCAACACAGGGGG